This is a messenger RNA of Schizophyllum commune H4-8, 657 nucleotides long. RefSeq lists its product as uncharacterized. The record is from RefSeq and is a predicted model, not a curated record. Lineage: Eukaryota; Fungi; Basidiomycota; Agaricomycetes; Agaricales; Schizophyllaceae. The coding region runs from base 205 to 540 and encodes 111 amino acids. The transcript has a single exon.
GCACCCUUCGACCCUACCGAUGGUAGUGGUCUGCUCGUCAUCUAAUACUAAUCGCUACCCCGUACGCAACCUUUCCUUCCGCUAAUCUCGUUCUCCUGCUUGCUUGCUUUUUCUCUGCGCAUACUUCACUCCCCAAAUCUUGUACUACCAUCCCCGCGUCCAUCAAUCCGACUAUCGUCGCUCUGGCGGAGCGUCGUUCACCGCAUGCUUUCCGCGUCACUCGCCCUCUCUACGUCGCGUAGCAUCCUCUAUUACGGACGUCAUACAUAUGAGCAAUCUCCCCGGUCUCAUGCUGGCAUCGCCCCUGUGCAUAUCCUUAUCCCUCAUUUGCGUUCGCGUCCGUCCGCCCUAUCUAUUGUGUUCAUUGCUUGCUUGCUUGCCGUGUCAUCCGUGCUCGUCUGGUGUGGUCGUUGCGUGCUUGUCGUGAUCGUCGCAUGCUUGUCGAGAUCAUCGCUUGCUUAUCAUGAUGGUCGUGUGCUUGUCGUACUCGCUCGUAUAUCCUACCUGCGCCUGCUUACUUGCCGACUCACCUUUCUGUAACUACCAUGAUCUACCUCGAGCACUUGGCGCACUGGAUCCUAUGGACUAGCCCUAUGAACUGCGUUUGCGUUACCUUCGAAUUAUGAAUCGUUUAUAACAUGCUUGAUCUCUCCGGUG